AUGCUGGUGACCUAUUUGGAAGCCAGCCGGGACCUUUGCGAGACGGAUUCAAUUCUUUUUGGCGCCGCACUGGCAGUAUGCCGUAUUAUUGGCGCCAAACUUCCCGUGGCUGGACGUGCUACUCAAAAAAGUAGCGCCAUCCCAGCCUGGAGAAAAAGAAUUGAGGACCGUAUCGCAAAGGCAAGGGCCCUUAUCGGCAGACUGACAAGCUUCAGGUCGGGUAAUAAUAGACCGAGGAUUAUGCGCACCGUUAGGAUGGCGUUUGCUGGGACAAAUAUCAAUUUGUUCCAGCCGGAUAUCACGCAAAAACUAACGGAGCGCAUAGAUGACCUGAAGCAAAAAAUCGCUGCUUGGGGGAAGCGGAUUCGACGAUUUAGCGAGAGGUCAAGGCGGUUCAACCAGAAUCGUCUCUUCCAGAGUGAUCAGAAGAGGCUCUAUAAAACAUUGGAGCGACCAGAGGUAUGUGGAGCGGGCCCAGGACCGGAUCAGGCUGACACUGUCGCAUUUUGGCGUGGCCUGUGGUCAGAGCCCGUAAACCACAGCGAGGGCCCUUGGAUGGAAGUUGUGGCGAGCCAGAGUGCAAGUGUUACGCCUAUGGACCCCGUCACCAUAACGCCUGAAGACGUGGCUGAGGCGGUCCGUAGGGCCCCGAACUGGAAAAGUCCGGGGCUCGACGGGCUGCAUCAUUACUGGCUGAAGGGGAACCACACACACACAAAGAUAGGAUAUCGUGAGAGAAAGAAAUUACAAAAUACAAUGGUACAAAACAUAACUGCAGAGAGAUCAGAUGAAUGUAGUGAGACUGAUCAAUUACAAGCUAAAUUAUAA
This is a messenger RNA of Parnassius apollo (apollo), 828 nucleotides long. Lineage: Eukaryota; Metazoa; Arthropoda; Insecta; Lepidoptera; Papilionidae. The record is from the annotation of a GenBank genome assembly.